AUCCAAAUGCAGUCCAAACGUAAGGGUAACACCUAGAAGAAAUAAUACAAUUAUAAUAAUCCUCAUAUAUUUUAGAAGGAGAACAAACUCUAUGUAUAGGUUACAUUCCAAAGUUAACAUUAAAACCUCCUUUUAUUUCCUGUAGAAUCAUGAACAAGUUCCUGCCAUUAGUGUUACUAUGCUACUUAUGUUCGGCUACACUCAUCAUUAUCGAUGCCAGCGAAGCUAAUGGGACUGUCUUGCAUAGAAACAGAAGAUAUCUAGCAUUUAUGAAUACAACGAGAUUCUUUAUGAAAGUAAAUUUCAAAGUGAACUCAGUCCCCUGGAACCAGCUGUUCGCUCAAGCAGUAGGGUUCCGCAUGAACUGGGACGAUCCCCCGGACUCGUACCGAUAUCCACGGAUCUACAGAAGGGAUGUUUACGACCAUGUCGAGACAUUGCUGGACAGGAACGGGCUGGUCGGCUUCCACUGCGUACGGCGCGCCAUCUGCGAAAUCCAAAUGAUACAGAACCCGAACAUCUACCACAAACUCCUUAAAAUGCUGUUUAGAAAAAUAUCAUCAACCACAGAACGCUGGCAUAACUCGUCGCCUGAAGAAUGCUAUACGUCACUGUCAUCAUGUCCCUUGUCACUGCUGGCCGUAUCACCUUACACCGACAUUAGUUAAUGUCAAAAUAUUCGUAAUUUACUGGAGUGGCUCUAAAGUGAAGGGUUAUGACUAACACUGGCUGGUUGGUUACGGUCAAAUGUUUUCAACAAUGAAAUGUUCUUUUUCAUUCUUCUUUUUUGAAUUUGAAUGAUUGUACGUUCUUAUUCAUUUGUAUUCCUUGGUCAAUAAAUGUUUUUUUUUUAAUACUGCUGGUAAUUAACUUUAUUCCUUUUUCAUACUGAAACUUUUUAGAUUCCGCUAUCUGAUCUUCUUUUCUGUUUCUUGAUCGUAUACGUUUUGUUUUUAUUUGAAAAAAAUACAAGACCUUAUUUUUGACGAAUGUACCGGGAGUAAACAUCAUCAUUCUAUCAAUAGAUUUAAAUAACUUUACCUGAAGCCAGGGGAUUUAUGAAGAGAGCUGAAGAUUUAGCUCAUUACCGUGUCUUGCCUGUGUCCAGAAUAGGCCUCUCAUAUGUGUCAUGAGUAUGAUGAUGAACUUUAUCAUAAUUAAAGAAUUGUAUUAUAUCCUCGAAAAACUGGACUAGACUUUAACGUGACUCAAGCUUUACAUUCUAACCGAUUCGCGCUUUCUUUAAUUCCGACUGAAACAGUAGAGUUCUUCAACCUACAUUCUUGAACUAGUUUACAUUGUCCAAACAUAAUAAUUGUUGAUAACCCACUCGACAAAUACAACCUACUUACUGACUGCUGCUGAAGAAAUAUUGUCGCUUUCAUUACUUAUCCACGUCUCUUAACUGUCUGU
This is a messenger RNA of Trichoplusia ni (cabbage looper), 1413 nucleotides long. RefSeq lists its product as uncharacterized. The transcript has 4 exons. Bases 150 to 668 code for a protein of 172 amino acids. Lineage: Eukaryota; Metazoa; Arthropoda; Insecta; Lepidoptera; Noctuidae. The record is from RefSeq and is a predicted model, not a curated record.